AGAGGCUAGCAGCUGGUGUGAUGGAUGUAAACAGUGUCCAGAGAGCAGCUUCACUUCAGUAUCUGCGCAACCGCCGGUGAGGUGAGACAUGUGCCGCCCCGCUCCCCCACACACGUGACAUGUUGCUUGUGAUCGAUGUGCUCCUGAGUGCCUCCCCGUAGCCCCUUGAAGUGCCGGGAGUGUCGAGUGCCGGAGAGUGCCAUGGUACUGCCCUCCGCGACCCUGCACAUCGCCUCCAGUGCUCCCUAGUGAUUUUGAGGUGAUAGGUUCAGGCCUGUCGGUGUGCGAGGUGUGUGCACAGGAGCAAUACAGCGCUUACAGGUGUGUGCACAGGAGAAAUACAGCGCUUACAGGUGUGUGCACAGGAGUAAUACAGCGCUUACAGGUGUGUGCACAGGAGAAAUACAGCGUCUGACAGGUGUGUGCACAGGAGAAAUACAGCGCUUACAGGUGUGUGCACAGGGGAAAUACAGCGUCUGACAGGUGUGUGCACAGGAGAAAUACAGCGCUUACAGGUGUGUGCACAGGAGAAAUACAGCGCUUACAGGUGUGUGCACAGGAGAAAUACAGCGCUUACAGGUGUGUGCACAGGAGAAAUACAGCGCUUACAGGUGUGUGCACAGGAGAAAUACAGCGCUUACAGGUGUGUGCACAGGAGAAAUACAGCGUUGACAGGUGUGUGCACAGGAGAAAUACAGCGCUUACAGGUGUGUGCACAGGGGAAAUACAGCGUCUUUAAGUGUGUGCACAGGAAUUCACCGGUGACACGUGUGCACAGGAGGUCAGGUGUGCACAGGAAUAGUCACUUGUGCUCAGGAUUACAGCAAAGUCAGUUGUGCGUCGCGUCCUCCGAAGCAGCCAAGGAGAUGUCCGCGUGUUAAGUAGCCUGGACACCGCCGCGGCCUCACCUGCGGAGCGAUGGGCGAUGCUUCAGGCACGGGCGUGGUUGACCCUCAGGAGGCGGUGGACCAACUGUUCGGAGCGGGGCGGGCGCGGGUGGUGGACGCCGCAACCCGAACCACAGUGACGGAGCGGGAGGUGGUGUUGGUUAACGGCGUCGCGGUGCAGCUGGUUGGCGAGGACGGCGACCAGCUGCGUGCGGCGCUCCUCUCCGGGAAGCUGCCUGACCACGCGUUGGUGAGCCGCUUGUUGGCCUCCGUCUUGGGUGCUGACCUCCGGGGCCUCACCAAGCUUGAGACUGACCUGACUGUCACUUCUCAGGUCACCACGCGCGAUACCCUCACCGUACACCGCGCCGGCCGCCUGUUAGACCAGCGAUCCUCCGAGACCCGGCUUGACACGCGUCUUGAGGGACAUUGCCGCGACACCAUGCCCCCACACUGCCCCACCUCCCCCGCCGCACCCGCCGCCGCCGCGCAGGUGCCCCCCCCACAGGCUACCUCCGCACCCCCCUCCUCCGCCUCCACCUUCACCUCCUCCAGUCCCUCCUCCCUCAGCUCCUCCCCUUCCCCUCGACCCCCGUCAAGGGCAAGUCGCUCCCCACCUAGGACCCCCCCCAGAACGCCCCCCCGCUCCCCCCCCUCCUUCAGCCCUGACCUGGAGGAGGCGCUCUCUCGUACCUCACUGCACGAGCCCUGCGCCCCGCCCCCUGCCGCCGCCCCCGCCUCAGCCCCCGCCCGCCCCAGGAACGGCGAGUAUGUUCGUCUUCAUCACGUUCACCAGCCCACCAUCUUCGGAACAGUGGCGGGAGACCUCAGCCCACGCAACCACAAAACGCGGGUGAGUCUGUCUGGCCUGUAUCUGUUCCCUGUGUUCCCUGUCACUGUGCCUUCUCUCAAUACCCUGCCACUUCUACCCUGCACCUCAAGUCACUCCCUCUCACCUUUCCUCUUUUACCCUGACCCCUCGUACCCUGUCUUACCCUUCUACUGUCUAUUCUCUUUACCCUUCUCCUUUACCCUGUUUCUCCUACUCUGCCCCUCUCAUUAUAUCCCUCUUCUACCCUGUUCUCCUUGUACCCUGUCCCUUGUACCCUGUUCCUAGUACCCUUGCUCCUAUACUUUUCCCCCUUCUACCCUGCCUCUCCUACUCUCCCCUUUACCCUGCCAACCAAACCCAGCUCAAUCCUAUCAAAUCGAGCUUAAUCUAA
This is a messenger RNA of Eriocheir sinensis (Chinese mitten crab), 2110 nucleotides long. RefSeq names its product proline-rich protein 36-like. The record is from RefSeq and is a predicted model, not a curated record. The coding region runs from base 919 to 2004 and encodes 361 amino acids. The transcript has 6 exons. NCBI's taxonomy places the organism in Eukaryota, Metazoa, Arthropoda, Malacostraca, Decapoda, Varunidae.